AUGGCUGCCCAAAAAUCCCAACAGGCCAAGGCCUUUGUGGUCGAACAUCUGGAUCCCGAGCUCGGUCCGUGGUCAGCCUUGGAAUACGCUGCCAUUGCCCGCGAAUCUCAUGCGAGCGGCGCGCGCUUCUUGCUGAGCUCGGUUCCUGCAGAGUUGCAGAUGCCUGCCGAGUUGGCCGCUACCCAGGGACUGGAGGUUGAGCAGCGCGGGGUGGAAGAGAUCUUUGCGGAUCGCAAAGAAAAAGUGUGUCUGCUGGAUCCCUCCGCGACGACGGAAUUGAGCCCGGAGGAUGGUGACGCCUUUGAGGUGUUUUUGUUUGGUGGUAUUCUCGGCGAUGAUCCCCCACGCGAUCGCACCUCUGAGCUCCGAAAGAAGGGCUACACGGGCCGCCGCCUCGGUCCCAAGCAGAUGACAACGGACACUGCUGUUCGUGUCACUCGUAUGAUUGUGCAUGAUCGAGUUCCCCUGGAAGAGAUCCCCUACGUGGACUAUCCAGAGAUUUUCAUCAACGAGCACGAGCGAACUGAAAUGCCGUUCCGCUACGUCAAGGAUGCUCAGGGCGAGCCGAUCAUGCCUGCAGGCAUGGUCGACCUGAUCAAAAACGACGCCGACAAGGGGGUUGGCGAUCUUUUCUAA
Penicillium diatomitis is the source of this 636-nucleotide messenger RNA. RefSeq names its product SAM-dependent methyltransferase. Gene Ontology annotation, molecular function: protein-arginine omega-N monomethyltransferase activity. The record is from RefSeq and is a predicted model, not a curated record. Bases 1 to 636 code for a protein of 211 amino acids. NCBI's taxonomy places the organism in Eukaryota, Fungi, Ascomycota, Eurotiomycetes, Eurotiales, Aspergillaceae. Gene Ontology annotation, biological process: peptidyl-arginine methylation. The transcript is spliced from 5 exons.